AUGAGUCAAUCACUGUCUGUGCCGCCAUAUUUUGACGGAAGCAACUAUGCCUACUGGAAGGUUAGGAUGCGUGCUUUUCUUAAGUCCUUAGAUGAACGUGUUUGGGUGAGCAUACAAAAUGGUUGGAAACCUCUUUCUACAACUGUGUCAGGUGUUGUCAAUCUAACUGAAUUUAGGAGAGUAUCAAUGUGUGAAACUACAAAAGAGGCAUGGGACAUUCUAGAGACUACGCAUGAGGGAACUAAAACUGUAAAAAAUUCAAAAUUGCAAAUGCUAACCUCAAGGUUUGAAGAAAUCAGGAUGAAGGAUGAUGAAUCUUUUGAUGAGUUCUAUGCCAAAUUGAAUGACAUUGUUAACUCUAGUUUCAACCUAGGUGAAAGGAUUCCCGAGCCCAAAAUUGUGAGAAAGGUUCUUAGAUCCUUGCCCGAGAGAUUUAGACCUAAAGUUACAGCUAUUGAAGAAAGCAAGGAUCUAGAUACAAUUAAGAUAGAAGAACUCGUAGGAUCCCUUCAAAUCUAUGAACUCGCCAUUUCACAACCAAGGAAAAACAAGUCCAUAGCCCUGAACACUGUUAGGGAAGGGGAGUUCGAGUCCUUUGACAUGGAAACUCUUAAAGAUGAGGAGAUUGCUUACUUUGUGAAAAAAUUCCAAAAAGUCUUAAAGGGCAAAAAAUGGCCUCAAGAGAAAAGGAGAGGAGUCCCUAGUAAAUUGCAAAUAGAGAAGGAUGAUAAAUCAACUGCUGGGAACCCUGGUAAGAAAUCUCAAGGGGUUAGGUGUCAUGAGUGUCAGGGAUUUGGGCACUAUACAAAUGAAUGCCCUAGCUUUAAGAAAAAUCUAAAGAAGGGGAGUAGGAAGGCAUUAACUGUGUCCUUGACUGAUGAUGAUUCUAAUUUAAGUGAACAAAGUGAUUCCUCAAGCAGUGAGGAGGAAAAGGGCUAUAUGGCCUUUGUAUCUACUAUCAAGAGCGAGUCAGAUAAGGAGAGUGAGAAGGUCGUGGAGGAAGUAGAGAGAAAGUCUCAAGAUCAAAAAAUAAAUAACGCCCUAUUUAAAAAGGUAGACGAGCUUGAGAGAAAGAAGGAGAAAAUCACCUAUGAUCUUCAAGUCUCAUCUAAGAAUCUCAGUGAGUUAAAGUGUGUCAAUGAGAAAUUAGAGGACAGGGUCAAGACACUGACCUGUGAAUUAGAGAAAUCCAACACUCAACUACAAUCAUUUGUGAGUGGAACUAAGAAACUAGACGAUCUGUUAGGAAUGAACAAACCAGCUGGAAAUAAGCAAGGUCUAGAAUUUGUGAAGAGUGAUAGCAAUGUGUCUAGUUUAUCAAAGACCACAUUUGUCCCCGCUUCCAACAAAUCCAAUGUUUCAGCAAAUCCAGAAUCCAAAGACAAAAAUUUUAAUGGACUGAAGGCGACUAGAGCUCAUAAGAUUUCUACACCUAAUUUUCAUAAUCAAUACUCACGUACAUCUUAA
Messenger RNA from Olea europaea var. sylvestris, 1467 nucleotides. RefSeq lists its product as uncharacterized. The coding region runs from base 1 to 1467 and encodes 488 amino acids. Gene Ontology annotation, molecular function: zinc ion binding; nucleic acid binding. The transcript is spliced from 3 exons. NCBI's taxonomy places the organism in Eukaryota, Viridiplantae, Streptophyta, Magnoliopsida, Lamiales, Oleaceae. The record is from RefSeq and is a predicted model, not a curated record.